Molecule: messenger RNA, 759 nt
Organism: Cladophialophora psammophila CBS 110553
Lineage: Eukaryota; Fungi; Ascomycota; Eurotiomycetes; Chaetothyriales; Herpotrichiellaceae
Exons: 1
Coding region: 1-759 (252 amino acids)
Biological process (GO): mRNA 3'-splice site recognition; generation of catalytic spliceosome for second transesterification step
Cellular component (GO): post-mRNA release spliceosomal complex; Prp19 complex; catalytic step 2 spliceosome
Source: RefSeq, a predicted model, not a curated record
AUGGCACGCAACUCAGAAAAAGCGCAGUCCAUGCUCUUCCGCUUCCGCGCCGCCCAGGCCGCCGAAUCUGGUCUCCUCCCCUCCGCCAGCCUUCGUCGUCCCAAAGCCCCGUCUACCGUGGACACGGUCCCCCUGUGCGAAAAAUGGCGCGGUCAAAUCCUAAAAGAAAUCUCGCGGAAGGUGACAAAGAUCCAAGACGAGUCGCUCUCGGACUUCCAAAUCAGGGAUCUAAACGAUGAGAUCAACAAGUUGAUGAAGGAGAAGUGGGGUUGGGAACGGCGCAUACGGGAACUGGGAGGACCGAACUAUAUGCGGGGCGGAGGCACGGUGUUUGACGAUCAGGGCCGAGAGGUGCCCGGUGGAGGGAAAGGGUAUAGGUAUUUCGGGAGGGCGAGGGAGUUACCUGGUGUCAAGGAGAUGUUUGAGCGGGCGGCAAAGAGGAGGGUCCGCGGCGAUGAGGAGGAGGAAGCAGCCAAAAGGCCGCAGCUGGAGAUCAACCGGAGGAACCUCGACGCGCGGUACUUUGGGUUCGGGCCGGACGAGGAAAAUGGGACACUGUCGAAGUAUGAGAGGAAGAAAGAAAAGGAGGCUGUCGAAAGGGUGGCGAAGCUGGCAGGCACAGAGGAUGAGGACCAAGAUUGGGAGCCCUUACCCGGUGACGCCGGCGAUGGUGUGAGAUGGCGUCUGCCCACGUUGGAAGAGGUCCAAGAAGAACUGGUGGAUCGAAGGCGCAGGCAAUUGCUUGACAGGCUUGGUUGA